AUGAACGAGCGUUCGUUGCGUUCUUUGCCAGCCGGUUUCGACCUCACAGGUGAUAAGCGUGCACUAUCAUCCUUCGACACAUUGGGCGGAAUUGGUCUUGGGAAACGCACACAACUCAGCUCAAUCGACUCACUUGGAGGACUAGGUCUGGGUAAACGAGCAUUAAGCUCAUUCGAUACAUUGGGUGGAAUCGGUUUGGGGAAGCGAUCAGAAGAGACGGCGAAAAAGGCACUCAGCAGCUUCGACACGCUAGGAGGAAUCGGUCUUGGAAAACGAGAUGAUAUGUUGGCUGGAGAGAAGAAAUCUGUGAGCAGCUUUGACACUUUGGCCGGCAUUGGUCUUGGAAAGAGGUCGCGAUUGUUUUCGACGUACUACUAUAUCCCAUACCGAGACUCCUUGGAAGACAUGGACCAAAAUGUGCAAGAAUGA
This is a messenger RNA of Haemonchus placei, 429 nucleotides long. Lineage: Eukaryota; Metazoa; Nematoda; Chromadorea; Rhabditida; Trichostrongylidae. The record is from the annotation of a GenBank genome assembly.